Chlorella variabilis is the source of this 2329-nucleotide messenger RNA. RefSeq lists its product as hypothetical. Gene Ontology annotation, cellular component: secretory granule; plasma membrane. The coding region runs from base 154 to 2154 and encodes 666 amino acids. Gene Ontology annotation, biological process: vesicle-mediated transport; intracellular protein transport. The transcript is spliced from 11 exons. Gene Ontology annotation, molecular function: syntaxin binding. The record is from RefSeq and is a predicted model, not a curated record. NCBI's taxonomy places the organism in Eukaryota, Viridiplantae, Chlorophyta, Trebouxiophyceae, Chlorellales, Chlorellaceae.
AUAAAGUGGUAGACCUCUCCGCAAGCGGGCUCGCGCAACAGGGGCUCCGUCUUUGUUGACCAGUGCUGCUCGCGGCGGCUGCUAUCCCCCUCCCUCGCAUGCUAGGAAGACGGGUUUGAUCUGCAGCGCGGAGCCUCGGACGCUGCAGCAACUAUGGCAACAGCACCUGGCCCUGCCUCUCUGCUUUCAGAGGCCACGCGAGUCAGGCUGCUGGAUGAGAUGUUGGGCUCGGUGCGUGACCAGUCGGGGGGCGCAUGGUCGGUGCUGGUGCUGGACGCUGUCACCACCAAGGUGCUGUCCAGCGUGUGCAAAAUCUCCGACAUCAUGGACUUUGGCGUCUCUUUGGUGGAGGACAUCACAAAGCGGCGGGAGCCGCUGCCGCAGCUGGUGGGCAUCUACUUCAUCGCCCCCACCGACGACAACAUCAAGCAGCUGACCCGAGACUUCAGCCUGGCCCAGGCACCCCAGUACAAGACCGUCCACAUCUUCUUCUCCUCCAAGCCCGCCCCGCAGCAUCUAGCCGCCAUCCGUGAGGCGCCGCACCUGGUCAGCCGGCUGCGGACGCUUAAAGAGGUGGGGUUGGAGUACCUGCUGGUUGACAGUCGCACCUUUGUGACCAAUGAGGAGGGGGCGCUGCGCACCUUCUUCGGUGCCACUGUAGACUCUUCCACCAGCUACCGCGUGGAGAUCGAGGUGCUGACGGCGCGGCUGGCCACAGUGUUUGCCACUCUGCGCGAAAUGCCCGCCAUCCGCUUCCGAGCCGCGGCACCCCCCGGCGAGGAGUUCCCCCCGGGGCUUGAGUCCCGCCUGCUGGUGGCCCAGCGCAUCGCAGUGGAGCUGCACGAGCGGCUGGCAGCGCUGCAGCGCUCGGGGCAGCUGCCGGAGCGGGAGACGUGUGAGCUGAUCCUGACUGACCGCGGGUUUGACCCCGUGGCGCCGGUGAUCCACGAGUGGACCUACGAGGCUAUGACAUACGACCUGCUUGGCGACUCCGCCUCCCUCAAGGACAACGUGUUUGUCUAUGACGCCGAGACGCAGGGGGGCAAGGUGGACAAGAAGGAGCACAUCUUGGAUGAGCGGGACUCGCUGUUUGUGGACCUGCGACAUAAGCACUUUGCCGCCGCCUCUCUGAAGAUCAGCGGCCUGCUGGAUGAGUUCCGGGCGCGCAAUGCCAAGGUGUCUGGGGGCAAGAGCGGGCGCGGAAUGGGGGACCUGGAGCUGCGCAACAUGAGCAAGCUCAUCCAGAGCCUGCCGCAGUACAGGGAUCAGCUGUCCAAGCUGGCGGCGCACGUGGAGGUUGCCAGCAAGAUUAACACCUCAAUUGAUGCCGGCUCUCUCACCGAUCUGGGCAAGCUGGAGCAGGAUCUGGUGUAUGGUGACGCUACCAGCAAGGAGGUCAUCGCCUUCCUCACCGCACACCAGGGCAUCCCCGCAGCAGAUAAGGUGCGCCUGCUGAUGUGCUACAGUGCCACGCACCUGGAGAAGCUGGACCCCACCCGUGAGGCGCAGUGGCAGAAGGUGGCGCGGCUAGCCCCUGAGGACAUGGCCAUGGUCACAAACCUGGAGUACCUGGGGGUGCCAGUGCGCAAGCGCAACAAGGGGGGCGGCAUCAGCUUUGGUCGCAAGCGACGGCGUGCCGUGCGCAAGGAUCGCGAGCCUGACGAGGAUGACGCAGAGUUUGCGCUCACACGCUUCGUGCCCAUGCUGCAGGAGGUGCUGGAGGAUGCAGCUGCCGGCAAGCUGUCAAACGACGAGUACCCGUUUGUGUCGGCGCCCCCGUCGCCCUCCAGCGCCCGCGCGGGCACCAGCCUGCCCAGCAGCACCGACACCACACCCAAGGCGGGGGUCAGCGUGCGCAGUGUGCGGACCACGGGCGCCUGGGCCAAGAAGAGCGGCGGCGGCACGCCCGACAAGCCAGAGUCGGCCAGGGGCCGCCGCCUGUUUGUGUUUAUCGUGGGCGGCGUGACCUACAGCGAGAUGCGUUGCGCUCAUCGCCUCAGCGGGCGCCUGGGCCGCGAUGUGUUCCUGGGCGGCACGAGCGUGGAGACGCCGGCCCGCUUCCUGCGCCAUGUGGUUGACCUGUCCAGGCCAGACCACACGGCACUGGAAAUCGACGGCGGUGGCGGCGGCGGCGGCUUCUUCCGCUUCUCGUAGAUUAGCUUGCUGCGGUAGCAGUCACGUGCCCCAAUCUUUCAGAGCUGCCCCAUGUCACUCACUUUGCCGGUGUUUGGCUUCUCGCAAGGUUGCCCUGCUCCAUUUCCAUGCUUUCCCGCUGCACCUAAACAACCCACUGUCUGCAAAGCUUCCCGUGUUUAAAGAAGCAAAUCAC